AUGGAUAAAGAAAGAAGUGAAACUGUUUUAGCAGUGAAAUGGUACGGAAGAGAAAAAGCAACAUUGAAAGAUGUUACACAGCAGAUAAAGCAACUGACUUGCAACGAUUUCAAGACCAGCACCCGAAAACGAAAUGCGCAAAUGAAACAAAAGAAAAAUGAAGAAAAUGAGGAAAAUGAGGAAAAUAUUACGAACUCUACAGGCAUAAAGAAAGUAAGUAAGCACUCGACUUUAGCUCAAUUCGUAGAAUUCCCUCAAGCAUUUGUCGAAUGGAGUGAAGAAAUAUUGAUUUCUUUGCUUUAUUUUCAUACAUUUACCACAUAG
Molecule: messenger RNA, 324 nt
Organism: Clunio marinus
Lineage: Eukaryota; Metazoa; Arthropoda; Insecta; Diptera; Chironomidae
Source: the annotation of a GenBank genome assembly